AUGGAGCUAGCCGAGUGUGAUAGAGAUCAGCAAGAGCCUUUCCGCCCGGCGCUGGAUCCCGCGACUGUAGAACUUGUUUCUAACAGUUGCACUCGUCUGCUCAAAAAGGCGCGCGAAGGAGUCGGCGAGGUCAACUUGGCGAACUUGUACUUUAUCAUCUACGACGUGAAUACCGACUCACUAAAUGUUCCCUUGAUUGAUCCGAACGAUGUCGAGCGAAAAUCUCCAGAAGGCGAGCUUAGCCAAUGGCACCUAGAAAAUCUUAUUCAUGGAGAGCUCAAAAGCAAGAUUAGCCUAAUUCUCCCACAGAAUGACGACGGAGAAUAUCAAUUUACUCAAAACUUGUUUCAUGUUUUGCUUAAUCCUCAAGAACAUCUGACCAGUCUCUGUGAACGGGCAAAGGACAUCAUGAUUGACGCGUUUGGAUUCGAAGAAGUGGAGAUGAACAACUUCAAGGAUGAUGUUAGACGACAAUAUCAGGUCUCUAAAAUCCGACGAUCAUUUAUGGGAGCUUCUUUUGCUCAAGCUCCAGCAGGAAUGGCCACUAUUCUGGAAGAAGACGAUGAUAUUUCACAAUUCGCAAAAGUGGCAUCAUCGAUAAAACAAACAAUCGACUGUGCAAAGAGUUUCAAAACAAACCAGAGUCGCAAGGUGAACGAAUGGAACACGCGAGACGAAGAGCACCAGAAGAAGUUGAAGCUCUUUCUGGAGGAGGCGGCGGUGAGCGCAUUCGUGCUCCGUGACAAUGCCAAGUUCUUUGGCAAAACAGGCUUUCAAAAUGCUCAAAAAUUCUGUGUUCACUAUUCCGAUAUUUACGAGGAGCUCGCUAUCGAGCUCCUACAGUGCCGACCGUCGCGAGCCUUUGAGAUCAUUUCGAAGUCGCAUCUUGAUCCGAGCUACAAAAAGGGAGUGCCCGCAAAUCGACAUGGAUCAAUUGUACCAGGCAUGCCUAGUGAAAACAGAGCUUCACUCCUUCCCAAUGAUCUGAUCGCUAUAACGAAGACUUACCAGAUUACAAUUUUGGAAAUCGCCAAGAUCGGCAAACUAAGUCGAUUCGUAUGGGACGAGGUCAUCCAACGCCAGCUCGGCUUUAUUUUCAGAGGUGGGCUGAAAAGAAGCGCAAGGUUUAGGGAUCAACUUCGCUUCUGGCUUGGUAUUGUCAGUGCUGGAACCAUUCCUGCUCUUUUCGGAGACUCUUUAUACAGCGGAUAUUUCAAAAUGGACUCUUUGAAAUUCUAUAACCAGAAAAUGUGGGGCGAUAUGUUUGGCCCUGGCUACUUUGAGUUUGAUCCUUCAGUGAGUUUCCAUCGUACAGACCUCAAAUGCUUCGACUUUGCGGAGCGCGAUAAUUUUAUGACGCGCACCUUUUUCGAGCGUAUCCAGUUCCGCUUCUACACCUGGCACUUCUCAAACCGCGUCAUGGUUACCUACAACUGCCUUUCCGACGUCAUUUUCGUCCUAAUUCUCGCUCUCUAUGCUUCCACUGCCGCAUCCUCAUACAGAUGGACGUUUUUCGACUCCGCGAUUUUUUUCCUGUUUCUUCUUGUUACUCUCUCAAAGCUGCGGCCAACGUUGUCUAGGAAAAUUAACGCCACAAAAAUGUAUCUAAAACGAACCUCGAAAUCAUAUUUUACAAUAUUCUAUGGCAUCUCUUACGUCAUUUACCUGGCAGCAAUACUUUGCCGUAAAAUAUUUACUGAAUGGACUCCCGACGAAGUUUUCACAGAGUCAUUUCUCGAAGGAGAACCUCUUUCGACUUCAGAAGAAAUCUAUUUUCCAAACAACUCAUAUCAAAAACUAUAUCAAGACUUUUAUGGAUCAAACCACAGUCUCAAAAGUCAUGAAAAUCCCUUGGCUUUCUUCUCCGAUGGAUUCAGACAAUUUUUCACUGUUCCUUCCUCUUCUUGUGACAAGGAAGUUUGCUACGAAGAAAAUCUGCGAUGGGUUGCUUUUCUUAGCUACUUUCUCAUCAACCUUACAAUGUUUUUUCAAACGUUGACUUUGAUGCGAUACUUUUUGUACUCAAAGCAUUUGGGUCCGAUGGUGAUGGCUCUUUACAAAACGAUAGUCAGCGUUGGACACUUUUUCAUCGUUGUCCUUGUUUUCCUGCUGCCGAUUGGAGUUGUUCUCGAAAAUCUGAUCUUACCGAACAAUGGACAGAGCUUCGGAAAUCUGGGCUUGCUGAAGUACGUGUUAAAAGCUGCAUUCAAGCCAUAUUUCAUGCUUUAUGGCGAGGCCUUUUUAUCCGAAGUUACAAUAGACAAAUACGAGAAUCCCGACGAUUGCCGCGGAGUCCUCGAGGACACUAGCGACCUACCUCGCUGUCCAGAAACAACAGUUUUGUCGACAAUGGUGACCGCCUUUUUCAUGCUCUGCUCGAAUCUUAUACUUCUCAAUAUCCUGAUCGCUGUUUUUACUGAAAAGUAUCAGGAUGUCCAGCACAAUAUCAAUACAGUGUGGACUAAUGGCCGGCUGGAUGUUGUUCUCGAAGACUAUCAUUAUCUACCAGGAGGACCGUUUCUCGGCGGCCUCUUCCAACUUUUGCUGAUCAGUUGGUUCCUACUUUGCGCAACGAUUCGACUUCCGAAGUAUUUGUACUUGAAAUAUUGCGUUAAAACUGAAGCAAACCUACUUUUCUUCCACAAGUCUUUGAUUGCUCGCGUGUUGCCUCGUCGCCCAGUUGAAUUCAAGAAGCGAAAGAAACUCAAUCUCUCUGGUUCAAAUAGAUUCAAAUAA
Messenger RNA from Oikopleura dioica, 2736 nucleotides. The record is from the annotation of a GenBank genome assembly. Lineage: Eukaryota; Metazoa; Chordata; Appendicularia; Copelata; Oikopleuridae.